AUGGGGGAUAAAAAUAUUAAUCAAAAUAUUGUUCACAAAUCAACACCUCCAUCAACUAAUCAAAAAGUACGGAAUCCGUUUGAUAAAGCCUUGAUUGACAAGUUGCACAAGCCAAUAUGCAGUCCGGGAAUGUGUAAAAUAUACAAAAAGAAAAGUAACGGUUCAUUCCGCUGGGAUAUUGAUCAAGCAUGCACGCUAGUGCCCGCGGAUAUCGUCGUGUGCAACAGCCAGUUUGAACCUUCCCCCGACCCUGCUCUGGAGAAGAUAGCCGAAGAAGCCACUGACAGAUUUUUCUCCCAAGAGAUGGUAAUGCCUAGUCCUGUAAUAGAAUCAUCCAAAAAAGUGAAACCAUUGCUUCAGACAUCUUGUGACGCAAGUAUCCAAAUAGACAGUUUCAUCCAAGAGAAGCUUGUGGUCACAAAAGAAGUUUCAGCACAAACCAUUCUCACAAUACCUCCGGAGCUCCCUCCUGAACUUGAAAAUCUUCUUAAACCGUUCUGCACUUAUACACAGGAUCAAGACAUGUCUGGUGAAUAUGAAAUCACUGCUAACGGCUCGCUUCGAAGAAAACUCUUCUUUGAAGAACACAGUGAUAUGGAACAAUAUGAUUCAGAGCAAACAGAUGACGAGAUACAUGUAGAGUCACGCCCACCUUCCAGAUACGAAGCUCAUACGCCUGUUGUAUUCAGUCCUGAUCUUAGUCAAGAUGCUCUUUCAAAAGGAAUGAAACGUACAUUUGGUACGCCCCUGAAGAAAGGUUCUUCAAGUAAUGGGAGGCCUUGUUACCGGAACAAAAUAUUGGAUGUUGUUGACUUUGGGGAGCCAUGUUUUAGUCCCAUAGGAUUCCAAACCCCAAAGCGCACCAACCAGAGUUCUGCUACAUCGUCAUCCUUAGCAUCAGCUUCCAUAUCUCCCGUUACAAAAGUUGCGUCAAGCGAUGAAGAGAAGAAUAACUUUACGUCACCUGAAUCUGAAACAAUGGCUACAUGUCUUGACUGCGUCCAAUCUCAAGCACAAACAGAGAAGAAAAAGUGUUUUUGUAAACUGACUCCGAAUAAGAUAAAAAGGAGUACUUCACUUAAGGAAUCUCCACCCAGGAGCCGGAAAGGCUCGUUUUCAUUUUCUGAAAAACGCAGUCUAAGUAUGUCCAGUCUGCAUAGAAGCCGAUCAGUUCAAAAGUUGGAUUUCAGCAUGGAUAUGAGUGUAGACAGCUCUUUGCAUAAUCAUUCUCAAGCAGGCUAUGAAUCCAAAUCACCAUUAGAAGAAAAGGAGGCGACAUGGUCGUUAGUGGAAGAAGCUAGCAUUCAUCAUUUAGUUAAAGUGGAAACAGCGAAGCGUGACUCGUGCAAUAUACAGUCCUCUACUCAAAUAGACAGUGUUGUGACUAUUGACGACACGCCUAUCAAAGGCAAAUCUAAGAUUAAUAUACGCUCUCAUGAAAUUAGUAAAAUUAGGGCUCCACUGCCUUUGAGCCCUCUACAUAUGUCAUUAGAUAGUAGUUUAGAUAAUAUAGAUAACCCACUCUCUUUGGAAGAUAAAAAGAUAGACUUUAAUAGGGUUGAUCUCAAGUUUUUGACUGAAAAUGUAUCUCAACUUGAUUACACCGCCAGUAACAUGACCAAAGUGGGAAGUGAUAGCUCGACUAGUUUUAAGAAAGUAGAUAGUGGAUUUAAUGAAAAUACAUUCUAUGCAAACGCUUCUAGUUAUUACGAAAGUGCCAUAAAACCCUCAGAACUGACUGUAACAAAUAUAUCUAAAAGUAAUAGUAAGAAUGCCUUGAAAGAAAUUUCCAACGUUCAUUGGAUGCGAGUCGACAGCGGAUUUAAAGACGAAUGCUCUUCAGAUGUUACGCAGUUUUAUGCUGAAAAUGAAGGGUUAUCAGCAGGAAAGUUUACUGGUUUCAAUUUUUCUGAAACUAAAUCAGCUGAUAAAGAGAACUUGGGCUCGGAAGAAUUCGAUAAGUUCCUCGUUCAGACCAAUAAAAAUGAGGCAAUGUCAAUGUCUGAUAUUUUCACUGAUGAGAUGACAUUCAAUUGUAACUUUUCUUCGACACCAUCCAAGAGCAAAGGACGCAAGGUUCAUUCUUAA
Messenger RNA from Arctia plantaginis, 2088 nucleotides. The record is from the annotation of a GenBank genome assembly. NCBI's taxonomy places the organism in Eukaryota, Metazoa, Arthropoda, Insecta, Lepidoptera, Erebidae.